AUGCGUGAUUGCUUUUUAGUCUCGGCCGCGCCGAUCCCUUGCAGUCUGAGCCUUUCUGAUCUCUCGGUUUCGUUUUCAGAGCGCCGGGGCGGAGAGGGAGGGAGGAUGAUGCUGAGGAGGGUGGUAUCCGACCAGGCCGCGGCGGGGGAUGCGCUCGACGGCGCCGCAGCGGGGAGGCCCCGCGGCCCGGCCUUCUUCGCCGUGCCGCGGCUGCUCGUGGGGCUCGCGGCGGCCAAGCGCGGGACGCCGGACUGCGACUCCACCGCGCGGAGCCCCAAGUCGCCGCUCGAACACAGGACCUUCCCCGCGCUCGGCGGUUCGCUGCUCGGGUCGCCAAGGUCACCCAGGAGCUGGGACUCUCAGCGCGUCGGUCUGGGCGGCCUCGUCGACACCCUCGCCGAGCCCGCCGCCGACGCCAAGAACCGCCUGCUCGGGUUCCAGAUGCGCCCGACGAAGCUGCAAUGCCUCGCCAAAUCCUACACCUCCCUGCCCAAAGACAUGCCGAAAGACUGCGGGCAUGCGCAGCCGGAGCUCCGGGAGGUGGAGGCUGCCGCGGCCACCGCCGGCUCCGGGGGCAUGUCGGUUCCGUGCACUAGGUUCUACGGGGAUGUGAAGUCUGGUCCAGAGGUCGUCGUGUCCAGUGGUGCUCAGCUCGGCUUUAGUAACCACUCCGUCGACCGUGUCAAGUUCCCUGCUUCCGGGUCGCUGCCGGUGUCGAUUGGCGGACCACGCCGGUACAUCGGGUCCGUGUCGGCAAUGGAGGUCGAGCAGUCCGAGGACUACACCUGCAUCAUAGCUCACGGCUCCAAUCCGAAGACCACCCGCAUUUUUGGGGAUUGCAUCUUGGAGCCCUGCCCUGUUCUCAUGCCUGACUGGGAGAGCAAGGAGAUCGAUGUGGACAAGGAAGGAACUGAGUUGUACUGGCUGGUCAAGGGCUCCCCCGACGCCGACGCCGCCGAGGACUCCACGCGCUUCUGCUCGUCUUGCAAGAAGAACCUGAAUGGCAACGAAUCUUCCAUUUACCGCGGUGAGAAUGCAUUUUGUGGUGGCAACUGCAGAAACCAAGCAGUCCUGAAUGAAGAGGAAGAUGAGAACAAUCCUGCAGUCUCCUCUCCCAGCUCAGCUAGUUCGACUUCGCAGUUUGACGACGAUGACAUCUUCAUCGAUGAGGUGGUCGUGCUGACAUGA
Molecule: messenger RNA, 1188 nt
Organism: Triticum turgidum subsp. durum (durum wheat)
Lineage: Eukaryota; Viridiplantae; Streptophyta; Magnoliopsida; Poales; Poaceae
Source: the annotation of a GenBank genome assembly